AUGUCCGUCUUAUUCACAUCGCAAGACAUCACGAAGCUAGCAGCCUGCUUCUCGGUCAAUAUCAACUCCCCCAGCGGUAAUCUCCAAGACCUAAAGCACGUCCUAAAACACAGAAUCAAUGAUCUUCCUCGCCAUCUCCGACGGUAUUCAAUGACCGAUCAGUUACUCAACAAGGCCAAGAUUAGGAAGGACGACCGGGAAUUCAAUGUCAACAAGCUUCUGUGCUCUGCUCAUAAUGAGAUCUACUCUAUUUCUACAUCAAUGAUUUUUGAUUCUCUGAGAACAGAGCUUACGAGGGCUGUCGAGUAUCUAAAUGUGGAAAAUUAUAUAAAUUAUGUCCUUGGGCCGGAUGAGUAUAUGACUCUGCAUCGGGUGGCGGCUAUUCAAGAAAUGUGGACGAAGCCAGGCCCGAAUACAUUUCCUAACGAACGAUGGAAAUAUCAAGCUGAUCAGUGCGAGGCAUGCAUGCUUUCACGCAUUGCGACGUAUCCUUCAACGCUGAGGGAACUGCGAACAUUAUUCCUGGUGAUGCAUUCUCCAUUGAAAUUCGUUCGGCCUAUAAUUCUUGCAUUUGUGGAUGAGUGGAUAAAAUCCACAGAUCAGUCGAAGAGUCUGUUUAAGAGGUCUGAAGAACGGGCUAAGGAGAUCCAAAAGUGUAUCAGGCACUGGAGGAUACAUAAGGGAGAGGAAAUGGAGGAGGAAAAGGCUGAUCAUCAGCGACCCCAAAAUGCUGACAGCCUCGAAACGCUCCCUGCCCGAUCCUACAAACCCACGGCUUCGCCCGCUCAGUCUAUACCGAGCCCCCUAUUCUCAUCAACCAUAACUCGACCCCUUAGCAGGAACGAAUACGAACUCUCCGAAGCUGAAUUUCUUCAAGAAUUCUCACUUAACAAACCCUUUUAUCGAACAUCUUCUACCGAAGAUGACGAUACUUCAUCUGAUAUAACAGAUAUAUACUCCCAGGACAACGACACGAGAACAAGCCUUGGCCUGGGCAAGAUGAUAACCGUGCUGCAGAAACAGCAAAUAAUAGAUCAAUAUCGAGACAGAGGAGGAACACCAGAUACAGGUUUAUCGCCAAGGUUGUAUCGUCCGUGGUCGAGUACGGAUGAGAUUCGAGGAUCGUAUUCGAGAUUAUCACAGACUACGGUUUCGUCGCCGUCACACUCGGCUCUUCGUGAGCAGACGACGCCCCCUCUAUCGCCGCUUAACAAUGCGAACCCCAAGACGCCUGAUAGAUAUAGAACGCCGGUAUCACCCCUCGCAAACCCAAGGACGCCGGAUAGGUAUAUACCACCUCCCAAAACGCCAAAGACUCCUAGUAGAAAUAGGACGCUCCUCACGAUCCCCGAAGUUUCUCCUUUCCAUGUUUCGCCUUUCAUGCCCUCUUCCUCUCAGAAUCUUCGUUAG
Molecule: messenger RNA, 1410 nt
Organism: Talaromyces marneffei
Lineage: Eukaryota; Fungi; Ascomycota; Eurotiomycetes; Eurotiales; Trichocomaceae
Exons: 1
Coding region: 1-1410 (469 amino acids)
Source: RefSeq, a predicted model, not a curated record